AUGGUGGCCUCAAGGGCCUGGCUCCUCUGCCUGCUGCUGCUGGGCCUGGGACUGCGGGCCGCCACCAGCCGUGCCCAGCAGCACUCCAUGGAGGUCCGCACCCCAGACAUCAACCCUGCCUGGUACGCGGGCCGCGGCAUCCGGCCUGUGGGCCGCUUCGGUCGGAGCAGGACAGCACUGCUCGGGGUCCCCGGGCCUGGCCCUCGAUGCCAGCUGACCUGCCACUGGCCGCCAGGUGGCCCUGAGUCCCCCCGGGACAGGAGCUGGACGCGCUCCUGA
Heterocephalus glaber (naked mole-rat) is the source of this 279-nucleotide messenger RNA. It is a transcript of the gene Prlh, whose product is annotated as prolactin releasing hormone. The record is from RefSeq and is a predicted model, not a curated record. Gene Ontology annotation, molecular function: neuropeptide hormone activity; prolactin-releasing peptide receptor binding. Gene Ontology annotation, biological process: response to peptide hormone; feeding behavior; G protein-coupled receptor signaling pathway. Lineage: Eukaryota; Metazoa; Chordata; Mammalia; Rodentia; Bathyergidae.